Molecule: messenger RNA, 1367 nt
Organism: Brassicogethes aeneus
Lineage: Eukaryota; Metazoa; Arthropoda; Insecta; Coleoptera; Nitidulidae
Source: the annotation of a GenBank genome assembly
CUUAAAUCUGAUUAAAUAUAUUAUCCCACAACUAUUAGUGCUAAAUAAUUCAAAAUUUAUUAUUAUGAAAAUAAACACAAGACUGGUUUUUACAUUUACAAACCAAAACUUAUAAUAACCUUUUCGUUAAAGGUGUUUAAUUUAAAUAAACAUGAAGUCCAUGCAACUUUUAAAGUGUUUUAAAACGAAAAAUCAAGCGAUAAGAUGCGUGUCAAGCCUACAAAGCUUUAUGACGAAGCCCAGGGAGGAGGUUUUGUGCAAUCAGGCUGUUAAAGAUGCAGAAAAAAUUGUUGGUUAUCCCACUUCAUUCCUAAGCUUACGAUGGCUGUUAAACGAUGAAGUGGCCAAUAUUGCUUUACAUAUCAGGAAGUUAAUAGGAACAAAUCAUCCAUUAUUAAAUACAGCAAGGGAUUUAUUGUUGAAACGGGAUGUACCAGCUUGGGGCUUAAUAGUAUUGUUGGUAUCUAAAGCUGGUGGACUAAAUAAGCAUUUUUCUGAUAUGGAAUGUGAUAUUACAGCUGGUAUUCUACAUAGCCAAAGAGUAUUGGCUGAAGUAACUGUAAUGAUUAAAACCAGUAAUAUAGUCCAUAAUAGUCUUCUAAACAUCGAUAACAUGCAGUCAGAGGAUGUGGUAGAUUUAAAUUUUGGGAAUAAAAUUGCCUUACUAAGUGGUGAUUAUUUGCUGAGUAUAUGUUUUAGAGAAUUAGCUGGUUUAAAGAACCAGAAAGUAAACGAAAUUAUUUCGACUAGUUUAAGGGAUUUAGCUGAGGCUGAAUUCAUAGAACCAAGGGAUAAACAGAACAGACCACUGCCAGCAAAGCCUUUAAGUGUACAACAAGAUGUAGAAAUACCAAAUGAAUAUGGUACUGAACCUUUUCAAUUAACAAAGGUUUUAGGUAAUACAAAAUCAGAAUGGACAUUAAGGCAUAUACUGGGUGGUGGUAGUUUGCUUGCCAAAUGCUGUCAGGGUACAUUACAAUUAGCUGGACAUUCUGAUAACUUUCAAAAAAUAGGUUACACCCUUGGUAGAAAUAUUGCCCUUGCAUGGCAAACUAGGAUAGAUUUGGAAAUAUUUCAGGAAGACAACUUGGGUCCAUUUAGUCUAAUAUCAGCUCCUGUAAUGUUUCAUUUGCAACACGAUCCUAGUUUUUACAGUGAGAUUAUUAGUUGUGUUGAUGGUAAAGUUGACUAUGAAAAUAUUAGGAGGGUUGUAAAGAGUGGGCCAGGUUUAAGUGAGACUAAAAAACUUCAAAGUGAGUUUUGUGAUAAAGCAGUGAGUAUUUUGGGUAAUUUUACUGAUAGUGAUGCCAAGAAAGCACUAUUUAAUAUGAUCAGGGCUAUGUAAAAUAUUUAUAAUGUAAUAAAAU